Molecule: messenger RNA, 270 nt
Organism: Colletotrichum chrysophilum
Lineage: Eukaryota; Fungi; Ascomycota; Sordariomycetes; Glomerellales; Glomerellaceae
Exons: 2
Coding region: 1-270 (89 amino acids)
Source: RefSeq, a predicted model, not a curated record
AUGUCCUGGAUAUUGGACCAACUCUCCCUUCCCAAGGGUCAAAAACGAAACACAAGACAAAUCAUGGGUUCCUGCUCCAGCAAGUCCGGCGAUCCCUACCAUUGGGGCUACAUCGAUGACGGCAAGGGCUGGACGGCGCGCCCGCGGUCCGAGUACAUGAAGACACCGGCGUAUAACAAGCACCUGCGGAGGCAGAUGAGGGAGGAGUCGCAUGCUAGGGGAGGGAAUGGGCAUAUUUCCAUGGCGGAGCAGUCGAGGAAGCAGUGGUGA